Knipowitschia caucasica is the source of this 369-nucleotide messenger RNA. The record is from the annotation of a GenBank genome assembly. NCBI's taxonomy places the organism in Eukaryota, Metazoa, Chordata, Actinopteri, Gobiiformes, Gobiidae.
AUGUGCACUGAGCGGGUUGUCUGCGUGCGUCAACCAGAGAACAAGAUGUGUGAGGACUGCCAGUGGCGCCUGUGCCACAGAGCCGCUCUGAAAGCAGCACCACGCUGUCUGCUCAUCCAGGUACUGUCCUGCUCGGAGCGGCUGGGAAAGAUGCCCUGUGUACGGAUGAGGUUCGGACCACAACUUGGUCUUGUGGCUCUUCUCCUGCUGCUGGGCUGCUACUGCGUGUCUGCCACAGUCUGGGAUGUGAGGCCUCUUCAGGGGAGGGAGGGGGGCAGGGGGUCCAAGGAGGUCACAGCGGAGGAGCAGAGCGGAGUGUUCAAAGUCAUGAAGCGUAGCAUGUCGGACACUCCCACAGAUGAAGGCUGA